GAGAGGCCUCUACGGCCAGUGCUGCCGCCGCCGCAGCCGCCACUACCUUCGGGGCGGGUUCUCCCGUCGUUCCGACAGCUGGGGCGCUCCCCCAGCCGCCGCUCCCCGGGCGCGGGCUCUGGUGGCCCCGGCCGACGAGGACACCCCGCGUGCUGCCGCCGCCUCCCUCGGCAUCCGGGGCCGGCAUGGAGCUCUUUCAAGCCAAGGACCACUACAUCCUGCAGCAGGGCGAGCGCGCGCUGUGGUGCAGCCGCCGCGAUGGCGGCCUCCAGCUCCGACCCGCUACUGAUCUACUUCUUGCCUGGAAUCCCAUUUGUUUGGGUUUGGUAGAAGGUGUUAUUGGGAAAAUUCAGCUUCAUUCAGAUCUUCCAUGGUGGCUUAUUUUAAUUCGGCAGAAAACACUGGUGGGCAAACUUCCAGGAGACCAUGAGGUCUGUAAAGUUACCAAAAUUGCUGUGCUAUCACUUUCUGAAAUGGAACCUCAGGAUCUUGACCUAGAGCUUUGUAAGAAGCAUCACUUUGGAAUUAACAAACCAGAGAAGAUUAUACCAUCUCCCGAUGACUCAAAGUUUCUGCUGAAGACCUUUACACAUAUUAAAUCCAAUGUGUCUGCUCCUAAUAAAAAGAAAAUUCAUUUCUUACAGGUUAAGGAAAGUAAAGAAAAGGAGAAGUUGGAGAGGAGAUUACUUGAGGAGUUAUUGAAAAUGUUUAUGGACUCGGAAUCCUUUUACUAUAGCUUGACCUAUGACCUGACGAAUUCGGUGCAGAGGCAAAGCACUAGGGAGAGCGACCCCCGGCCCCUCUGGCAGAAGGUUGACGACCGAUUUUUUUGGAAUAAAUAUAUGAUACAAGAUCUUACUGAGAUUGGUACCCCGGAUGUGGACUUCUGGAUUAUUCCCAUUAUCCAAGGUUUUGUGCAGAUUGAAGAACUUGUGGUGAAUUAUAACGAAUCAUCUGAUGAUGAGAAAAGCAGCCCAGAGACCCCGCCUCGGGAGUCCACCUGUGUAGAUGACAUUCACCCACGAUUUUUAGUGGCUCUCAUUUCACGCCGCAGUAGGCACAGAGCAGGGAUGCGGUAUAAAAGAAGAGGGGUGGAUAAAAAUGGAAAUGUUGCAAAUUAUGUGGAGACUGAGCAGUUAAUUCAUGUUCAUAAUCAUACCUUGUCAUUUAUUCAAACUCGAGGCUCUGUGCCUGUCUUUUGGAGCCAGGUUGGGUAUCGAUAUAAUCCAAGACCUCGGCUGGACAAAAGUGAAAAGGAAACUGUUGCCUAUUUCAGUGCCCAUUUCGAAGAACAACUGAAAAUUUACAAAAAACAGGUUAUUAUUAACUUGGUAGACCAGGCAGGAAGAGAGAAAAUUAUUGGCGACGCUUACCUGAAGCAGGUGUUGCUCUUUAACAACUCACACCUCACUUACGUUUCAUUUGACUUCCAUGAGCACUGCCGAGGAAUGAAGUUUGAGAAUGUUCAAACACUAACAGAUGCCAUUUAUGACAUUAUUCUUGACAUGAAGUGGUGUUGGGUUGAUCAAGCUGGGGUAAUAUGUAAGCAAGAAGGGAUUUUUCGAGUUAAUUGCAUGGACUGCUUGGAUCGCACCAACGUUGUUCAAGCUGCCAUCGCACGAGUGGUCAUGGAACAGCAGCUGAAAAAAUUAGGUGUGAUGCCCCCGGAGCAGCCACUUCCAGUGAAAUGCAAUCGGAUCUAUCAGAUCAUGUGGGCCAACAACGGUGACUCCAUUAGCAGGCAGUACGCUGGGACAGCUGCUCUGAAGGGUGACUUUACAAGGACAGGAGAAAGAAAGUUAGCAGGAGUUAUGAAAGACGGUGUUAACUCGGCAAAUAGGUAUUACCUGAAUCGAUUUAAGGAUGCUUACAGGCAAGCUGUUAUAGAUUUGAUGCAAGGCAUUCCAGUGACAGAAGACCUUUACUCCAUAUUUAACAAGGAGAAAGAGCAUGAAGCUUUGCAUAAGGAAAAUCAGAGGAGCCACCAGGAACUAAUUAGCCAGCUCUUACAAAGUUACAUGAAGUUACUGCUGCCUGAUAAUGAAAAGUUCCAUGGUGGCUGGGCCCUCAUUGACUGUGACCCCAGCCUCAUUGAUGCUACUCACAGAGAUGUGGAUGUGCUGUUACUGCUUUCUAACUCUGCCUACUACGUGGCCUAUUAUGAUGAUGAAGUUGAUAAAGUAAACCAGUAUCAACGACUAAGUCUAGAAAACCUGGAAAAAAUAGAAAUAGGUCCUGAACCCACCCUUUUUGGUAAGCCAAAAUUCUCCUGUAUGCGAUUGCACUACAGAUACAGAGAAGCAAGUGGUUAUUUCCACACACUGAGAGCUGUAAUGCGCAAUCCAGAAGAGGAUGGAAAAGAUACCCUUCAGUGCAUUGCAGAGAUGCUGCAAAUCACCAAGCAAGCCAUGGGAUUAGAUGUGUCUAUAAUCGAGAAAAAACUUGAGAGGAAGAGCAGUAAACCUCAUGAAGACAUCAUUGGCAUCAGAUCUCAAAACCAAGGCUCUUUGGCCCAGGGGAAAAACUUUUUAAUGAGCAAAUUUUCAUCUCUAAAUCAAAAGGUGAGACAGACUAAAUCCAAUGUAAAUAUUGGCAACCUGCGAAAGCUUGGAAACUUUACGAAACCUGAAAUGAAAGUUAACUUUCUAAAACCAAACUUAAAAGUAAAUCUUUGGAAAUCAGAUAGUAGUCUUGAAACCAUGGAAAAUGCAGGUGUGAUGGAUAAUAAAGUCCAGGCAGAGUCUGAUGGAGAAAUGUCUUCAGAUAAUGACUCAUACCACUCGGAUGAAUUCCUUACAAAUUCCAAGUCUGAUGAAGACAGGCAGCUAGCGAAUUCUUUGGAGAAUGUCGGGCCGAUAGACUACGUUCUUCCUAGCUGUGGUAUUAUUGCGUCAGCGCCCCGACGAGGGAGUCGAUCCCAGUCUAUCAGCAGCACCGACAUGAGCAUUCAUGCUCCUUCAGAGAUCAUUGUUGCUCAUGGAAGUGAGUUUGGAAAAGGCUAUGAGUCUCCUUUGAAAAAAAGUCCUUCUGCUGACAACAUACACAUAUUGACUGGCAUUGCCAAGCCUGUGGAUAUGUACUGCCACAGAUUUGUCCAAGAUGCACAAGACAAAAGGACCCAGCUAUCAGAAACCAGAUCUGCUUGUCAGCAGGUUAGUGAGGAAGGCAAUCAAAUGACCGACCAAGCUUCUAAUGAAGAAACCCAAUCUGAAUCAAUGGAACAGAUACCUUCUCGACCAUCUCAACUAGAUGUGUCUUCUUCUGCAGCAGGCCCACAGUUUUUGUCUGUUGAACCAGUUGUAUCUCAAAAGACCCCCGACUCUGGAUCCAGCAUGCUUGAACUUGAGACAGGGCUCCAUGUAACUCCUUCUCCUUCAGACAGCAGCAGCAGCAGAGCCGUCUCUCCCUUCGCAAAGAUUCGAAGUUCCAUGGUCCAGGUUGCUAGCAUUACCCAAGCUGGGUUAACCCAGGGGAUAAAUUUUGCAGUGGCAAAGGUUCAGAAGAGCCCUGCAGAACCUGAAAUGGUUAAUGAAGUCCAGCAAAAUGAACUUAAAAAUAUGUUUACACAGUGCCAGACACGAAUAAUUCAGAUUUAGUUUUUAGCCACAAAGAAUCUUUCUGUGGCUUUUAUUUAAUCGAAAAAAAAAAUGAAUUCACAUAUUAGGCUAUUUUAACCUGUACUGUCUUUGAAUCUAGGGAUCACAAAUUGUUUUUGGGAAAAGUUUUAACAGGAAUAUAAACCUGAGAUUUCCAAAUUUGAGAGUCAGAAGAAUAGAAGUGCAUCAUCCUAGAACAUGUAGACCUGAGUAGCGUAUACACUACAGAGCGGUUUGUCUCUUUAAAGUAAUUCAGAAAUAGGUAACUUUGAGACAUAAUAACCUGAACCUUUUUUGGAGUGGGUGGGUGGGCUGAGUCAAGUACACACAAAGGAGGGUCAUGGAUAAAUAUAGAGGAUUAGUGUUUUUUUGUAAUUUUUGUCAGUUCAUUUCUGGGUAUUACCUCACGGUAAAUACAUUUAGUUUUUAGAGACUUUACAGUAUUACUAGUAUGGAGAAGCAUUUGAAUAUAAAAAAAUGACUGGUUUAAUUUUGAUGGCUCACCCAUUCCCUAUGAAGAGUUGAGUUAUUGGCAGUACAGUCAAGAAAUGUGUGCCCAUUUGAUCCUAGUUUCCCCCCAUUCUACUUAAACAACUUUAAAAUUUUUCUGCCACCUUGUACACCCUGAAGUCUAGGAGGAUUAAGACUUGUCAGUUAUAAAACCUGAGACAUCAGAUGUGAAUACCAGCACCUAUUAAUCUUGCUGUUUUCAGGUAAGAAUGUUCAUUUAUUGGAUAUUGGUAAUUCUUGAAAGCUCUCAAGGUUUAAUUUUUUUUGUAGGGGGCAUUCUUUCACAUCUUGUAUAGACUAUUACAACUGUUGGAAAUAGUUUGAAGCACAAUUGUGCUAAAAUUGGUUUUAUGACUAACCCUGACCACAUGGAACCAGGGCUUCUGUAAGCCCCAUACAUUAAGAAAAUUGCAUUCUUCAUUCCAAACAAGUAUUAGUUUGGUAUCUUUAGAGCCUUACUCUGUUGAAGUGAUUCUCAGCUAAACAUGUCUGUUGUAACUUUGAUAAGUAUUUCCACUUUUGUUAUUUAUAUAUUAGUGGCAUCUUUUUGUGUGUGUGAAGUGUCAAAUCUUGUGACUAUUUAAAAAUAAAAUACCGUUAUAAUUUAAAGUGACAAUGUAUGA
Messenger RNA from Rhinolophus ferrumequinum (greater horseshoe bat), 4729 nucleotides. It is a transcript of the gene INPP5F, whose product is annotated as inositol polyphosphate-5-phosphatase F. The transcript has 20 exons. Gene Ontology annotation, cellular component: early endosome; clathrin-coated endocytic vesicle. The coding region runs from base 186 to 3596 and encodes 1136 amino acids. Gene Ontology annotation, molecular function: phosphatidylinositol-4-phosphate phosphatase activity. The record is from RefSeq and is a predicted model, not a curated record. Gene Ontology annotation, biological process: regulation of endocytic recycling; phosphatidylinositol dephosphorylation. Lineage: Eukaryota; Metazoa; Chordata; Mammalia; Chiroptera; Rhinolophidae.